CAGGCCCCACCACCACGGCUGCCCAACCCGGUCCCAGCCAUGUCCAACGUCCCCCACAAGUCCUCGCUGCCCGAGGGCAUCCGCCCUGGCACGGUGCUGAGAAUUCGCGGCUUGGUUCCUCCCAAUGCCAGCAGGUUCCAUGUAAACCUGCUGUGCGGGGAGGAGCAGGGCUCCGAUGCCGCCCUGCAUUUCAACCCCCGGCUGGACACGUCGGAGGUGGUCUUCAACAGCAAGGAGCAAGGCUCCUGGGGCCGCGAGGAGCGCGGGCCGGGCGUUCCUUUCCAGCGCGGGCAGCCCUUCGAGGUGCUCAUCAUCGCGUCAGACGACGGCUUCAAGGCCGUGGUUGGGGACGCCCAGUACCACCACUUCCGCCACCGCCUGCCGCUGGCGCGCGUGCGCCUGGUGGAGGUGGGCGGGGACGUGCAGCUGGACUCCGUGAGGAUCUUCUGAGCAGAAGCCCAGGCGUGCCCGGGGCCUUGGCUGGCAAAUAAAGCGUUAGCCCGCAGCGCGACUGUGUCUGUGUCCCAUUCACUGAGAUGAGCAAACUGAGACCCAGAGAGGCCAAGAUACUGGCUCCGGGCCACACAGCGAAUCCGAGGCGGAGGCGGGCUCUGAGCCUGCCUGUGCUUAGGACACUUUAUGUCUGCGAAGGCAUGAGGGUCGCGAUCUGGGAAGGAGUGGGUCUGGGGCGUGCCCUGACGCAGCAUUUGUGCAAAGGAAGCCAGGUGGGAAUGCGGUCGGGCGGACCUGCUGGCGUUUGGGGCGCAGAGGCGCUCACCGCAGGUCCUGGUACCCCUACUGCAGAUCUAAGGCGCGCCAACAUGGGUCCAUCUGCAAAGGGGGCGAAUGAGUCCCACCUUUCUGGUCACUUGUGGGCCCCAGUCCUACGGGUGGAAAGCGUGUUAUAAUAUCCCGGGUACCUGGGUCCCGUAUCCCCCUGCAGCUCAUCUCUCCCACCCUCUUCUCUCCUGGCCUCCCGCCCCUAGAGACGUCCCAGGUGGGGCUGGGAAGCCCGACGGGCGUCUCCGGGCUCCCGCUGUUCCCGGAGUCGGGACAGGUACCCGCCUGCGCA
Molecule: messenger RNA, 1072 nt
Organism: Pan troglodytes (chimpanzee)
Lineage: Eukaryota; Metazoa; Chordata; Mammalia; Primates; Hominidae
Gene: LGALS7
Product: galectin 7
Exons: 4
Coding region: 40-450 (136 amino acids)
Molecular function (GO): carbohydrate binding
Source: RefSeq, a predicted model, not a curated record